AGUUUCAGUUGUACCUGUAACCGCAGCUGAUCAAAACCCAAAAACCAUCAAAAGCGGCCACCCCCCCUGUAUUUUCUCUCCCACCGUUUCUCUCCGUCUCUAAAACCCUCGUCUCCGAUUCCCCAUCUCUUCAUCCCAACACUGACGAAUGGCGACUCCUCUCACGGCUUUCCGACCCGUUUCGAUCCGAGCCGAUGCCUCCGCCUCCCACAAACCCGACCCGAAUCGCCGCAACAAGCCCGCUAACUCCAACUGGUGGGCCCCGCUCUUCGGCAUGUCGUCCGACCCGGACUACAUCACGGGCGGCCCCCCGCCGCAGAAUCUCAGUACGGCUCCGGAUUCCGGGCGUGACCCGAACCGGCCCGGGUCCAGAUUCGCGCUGGGUUGCUUCACGGAAGAGAAGGCAAGGCAGCUCCGGAAGAAGACGCUGGAGACCUCCGCAUUCCACGAUAUCAUGUACCACUCCGCCAUUGCGUCUCGGCUCGCCUCUGAUUUGUCGGACCAGUAGUUUCUGUGGCCGGAGCGCCGGUGGCUUUCUCGCCGUCGGUUAGCGAGAUUGUGCAAUUUGUGGAAAUGAAAAUCACAGAAAAUAAUUAAUUUUGUGAUUUUGGUGUUGUAAUUUUCUUUUAAUAUUUUUGUGGUUUGGAAAUAAAUUGCAGAUUAGUCUAUUUAUUAAGCUGUGUUUUGUUUUUCUGCCUGCAAUAUUUUUUUCGUCCCUGUAAUGGUAAUGGGGUCAACUUGGCCUAAAUUCUACCAUUUUUAGAAUUUAGGCUGAAAGGGCUCCUUGUGUCACAGACAGUGGGUUUGUGGCAGAUCAGAUCCGAUGGGAUCUCGACGCAUAUCACCCGUUGUGUGGCUGGAUUUCGCACCCUUUCUGGUUGGUUCUGCGGUUGGAUCCGCUGUUUUGAUCUUGCCACAAGGCAAUAUCGUGAACGGGAAUCAAAGUGCGCGGCGGAGGGAGUCGUCCUGGGUCGGGUUUUGAGGUUGUCGCGGUGAGUUUGCCGCGACGGUGCUGGGUCUGCAAUAGUGUCUCGUCGGUGACCGGAAACCAGGGGAAGCGGAGGCGCGGCGGGCUUGGCGGCGCGAUGGUGGUGGCCCGUGGCUGGGGUAUCAAUCUGGGUCCAAGAUGGUUUAAUUAUCAUGUUGAAAUUACUAAUAAUUAGUAGUUUUCCUGUUUGUAGUUGGGCUAAUAAGUUGCUACCACUUUUUGGUGGGAUGAUAUGUGCUCCCAUCUAUGCACCUUGUGUGUCUUGUCUACUUCAUAUAAGUGGCGAGUUUUUUCGCUUUACCAAAUGUUCUCAAACUCUAACUUGUCUGCUCUAGAUAAGUGGUGAGUUCUUUGGUUAGUCAAAUGGUCGCCGCCUCUUAGUGGCAGUGUGAAACUAAGUGUCACUGUAUUUAUUUUUCGAUGACAAUAUAGUGGGAAAACUAUAUAAAUGA
This is a messenger RNA of Rosa chinensis, 1440 nucleotides long. RefSeq lists its product as uncharacterized. Bases 149 to 508 code for a protein of 119 amino acids. The transcript has a single exon. Lineage: Eukaryota; Viridiplantae; Streptophyta; Magnoliopsida; Rosales; Rosaceae. The record is from RefSeq and is a predicted model, not a curated record.